GACAGUGUUCCUGCACACGCAAACACAAAUAAGCACGUAGUCAAUCAAAGAUAGUUAUCGACGGUAAAUAUGCCAGAGCAAUAUGAAUCAGUUUUGUUUUUAUAUUGAUUUCACUGACACGUUGUAGGAAUAUUCUGCGUUCUGUAUCUGCAUGUGAGAUGGAGACGUUGUUAAAGAGAGAGCUGGGCACUUCCGUGCUGAAGAGCUCUGGUCAUUCAGGAGGAGGAUGCAUCAGUGAAGGCCAGAGCUAUGACACUGACACUGGCAGAGUGUUCGUCAAGAUCAACCACAAGAAUGAGGCUAGGCGGAUGUUUGAUGGAGAAAUAGCAAGUUUGGAAGCGAUCUUGUCUACAAACACAGUGAAAACACCCAGACCUGUGAAGGUUGUGGACCUUGAGAGAAAUGGAGCUGUUCUUGUAAUGGAACAUGUGGAUAUGAAGAGCUUGAACAGAUACUCAGCAAAACUGGGGGGACAACUCGCUGACCUACAUCUGUACAACAAAAGACAGAUAGAGAAACAAAACAAGGAGCAGCAGACUGUUGGGAAAGGAUCUGGACAGUCUGAAAUUGCCACAGUAAACAAGUUUGGGUUCCAUGUGGCCACAUGCUGUGGUUACAUCCCUCAGGUAAAUGAUUGGCAGGAUGAUUGGGUGUCCUUUUACUCCCAGCAACGUCUUCAGCACCAGCUCAGCUUAGUGGAGCAGUCAUACGGCGACAGAGAGGCCAGGGAAUUGUGGGCCAAACUCCAACUGAAGAUCCAUCAGCUGUUUGCUGACAUAGAGGUGUACCCAGCUCUGCUACAUGGAGACCUUUGGGGAGGAAACGUGGCUGAAUGUUCUGAUGGUCCCAUCAUCUUUGACCCAGCAUCGUUUUACGGCCAUUCAGAGUAUGAGCUGGCUAUUGCUGGCAUGUUUGGUGGCUUUGGGAGCUCUUUUUACAGCGCUUACCAUGAGAAGAUCCCCAAGACCACUGGGUUUGCAGGGAGGCAUCAACUAUACAAACUUUUCCAUUACCUGAACCACUGGAAUCACUUUGCUGGUGGCUACAGGGACUCUUCUCUACGCAUCAUGAAGGAUCUUACAAAGUAGACUCUAAUUCAUUAAAGUGUCCCCUUCAAUUCUUAAUUUAUAGAGGUGGAUGUUAAACUAACCCACAGCAUUUGAUGCAAUUUGCUCAUUGGUUGAAAAACCUGCUGAUUAGGUAAUCAUACUGUAUGCUGCAAAUCAAGUCACACACUUUGUGCAUGAUCAAACUGAUUGAAUUAAACGCUAUCAGUCUGAUGGCACAAAAACCACUGCAUAGAUGACAUGAGAAAAUCUAUUAUCUUAACUGUGAAUUCAUAUACUUCCAAAAAAUAGGAAAAUGUUUUAGAUGCAGCAUUCCCUUUGUGAAUUUCACUUUAACCUUACUACACAUAAAUGUUUUGAAGAGAGAUGACUUAUUGCACCUUGCUUUAACACCAGAUGUGUGCACUCUGUAUCUAUAACAGUUGCAUCUCAGUGUUAUUAAAUCCAUUCCCAACUAA
Myxocyprinus asiaticus (Chinese sucker) is the source of this 1525-nucleotide messenger RNA. RefSeq names its product ketosamine-3-kinase-like. The transcript has 6 exons. The record is from RefSeq and is a predicted model, not a curated record. Bases 159 to 1088 code for a protein of 309 amino acids. Lineage: Eukaryota; Metazoa; Chordata; Actinopteri; Cypriniformes; Catostomidae.